Molecule: messenger RNA, 1727 nt
Organism: Pseudopodoces humilis (Tibetan ground-tit)
Lineage: Eukaryota; Metazoa; Chordata; Aves; Passeriformes; Paridae
Gene: CTNS
Product: cystinosin, lysosomal cystine transporter
Biological process (GO): L-cystine transport
Cellular component (GO): lysosomal membrane
Molecular function (GO): L-cystine transmembrane transporter activity
Source: RefSeq, a predicted model, not a curated record
CGGCCGCAGCGGCGCGGUGGGCACUGGGCGGGGAGUCCACAGGCCAUAGCCUCACGUGAGAGCUGAAAAGGGAAGAACCGGGACGGCGCCGGGCUCUGAAGGAGUUUUUCCACUAUGAGGACGCGAAACCUGCUCCCCGCCCUGCUGAGCCUCUCGCUGGCGCUGCUGGGGCCUGGCGAUGGAGCUAUUGUGUUGUCAGUCCCUGAAGUGGUUUCUCUAGAAAGUGGAAGUUCAACAAAUGUCACUAUCUCUCUGAGGGCUCCACUAAAUGAGACACUGGUGAUAACUCUUAAUAUUACAUACUCCUCAAAGCACAGCACCAUUGUUGAACUUCCUGAUGAGGUACAGUUCCCUGCAGGUCACACUAAAGCAGACUUCCAAGUGAAAGCAGAUGAUGUGGGACAAGUAACAGUUUACCUUUAUGCCAAUAAUUCCAACUUAACUGGGCCUAGGAUUCAAUUUCAAGUGAUUCACAGCAUCAUAGCAAGAUAUGCUAAUGAGGUGAUUGGCUGGAUCUAUUUCCUCGCCUGGUCCGUCUCCUUUUAUCCUCAACUCUUUGAGAACUGGCGACGGAAAAGUGUUGUUGGACUAAGCUUUGACUUCAUAGCAUUAAACCUUACUGGCUUUAUAGCAUACAGCGUGUUUAAUGUUGGGCUCUUCUGGAGUCCCUUGAUUAAGGAGGAAUUCCUGGUCAGUUAUCCCAGUGGGGUGAACCCUGUGGCCAUCAAUGAUGUUUUCUUCAGUCUCCACGCAGUAGCCCUGACUCUCCUCACCAUCGUUCAGUGCUGCAUCUACGAGAGAGCAGGUCAAAAAGUAUCCAAAGUUGUUGUUGGACUCCUGGCACUUGCGUGGAUCUUCACCUUCACAACGCUGUUCCUGGCUGCAGCUGAAGAGAUGACAUGGCUGCAGUUCUUGUUCUGCUUCUCCUACGUUAAGCUAGCAGUCACACUGAUAAAAUACUUCCCUCAGGCCUACAUGAAUUUCCGUCGGAAGAGUACGGAGGGAUGGAGUAUUGGAAAUGUGUUACUGGACUUCACUGGUGGAAGCUUCAGCCUUCUACAGAUGUUUUUGCAGUCAUACAACAAUGAUGAGUGGAGGUUAAUCUUUGGAGAUCCAACCAAGUUUGGCCUGGGUGUCUUCUCCAUUGUCUUUGAUAUUGUUUUCAUGGCCCAGCACUACUGCCUGUACAGGAGACAAGGGUAUGAACCUUGUGAAUAACAAACAUCACUGAACUUGUCCCUAGCCUGUCUGAGGGCUUUCAAGAUUCUUGCUGCAGUUACCAGAAAUACUGAUUCUGAUCUGUAUGUGACUUGAUCCUCUCUGGGCUGGAACACAAACCGUUGCCUUGCCAAGCACUGACUGCCAGAUGCCUUAAGGACAGCAAGCUUUCAGCUGCACAUGGGUGACUCGUGCCUGUUGAAGCUGCAAACACAGCUCAGUGGGAGCUGUCCAAGCAAUACAUGGCUCUUUUUUCACCAACCACAGGGAAGAGAAAGACCAAAGUCAUGUCUUUCUGAUUGGAGAUGAAGCACAAAGAGCAGAAUUCUGUCUUCCAAAAAUCUGAGAUCACGUUUAAGCAACCACUUAAAAUCUUUAAGUAAUGAUUGAAGACUGUCUGUGGAUCCAAGUGCUGCUGCUGACCUUUCCCAGACAGUUCACAGUCCACCACCACUCAGGCUAACCACAGUGGUACAUCACAAUAAUGAGGUUGGUAACAAAUGCACAGA